Trichechus manatus latirostris (Florida manatee) is the source of this 708-nucleotide messenger RNA. It is a transcript of the gene PLEKHB2, whose product is annotated as pleckstrin homology domain containing B2. Lineage: Eukaryota; Metazoa; Chordata; Mammalia; Sirenia; Trichechidae. The record is from RefSeq and is a predicted model, not a curated record. Gene Ontology annotation, cellular component: membrane. Gene Ontology annotation, biological process: regulation of cell differentiation.
AGGUCAGGGAUUUUUAUUUCUCUUCGGCGUAGUCAAGAGAUGGCGUUUGUGAAGAGUGGAUGGUUGCUACGGCAGAGUACUAUUUUGAAGCGCUGGGAAAAGAACUAGUUUGACCUGUGGUCAGAUGGCCAUCUGAUCUAUUAUGAUGACCAGACUUGACAGACUGUCGUGGAUGAAAUCCACAUGCCAGUGGACUGCACCAACAUCCGAAUGGGGCAUGAGUGUUGGGAUAUUCAGCCUCCAGAUGGGAAUUCAAAAGACUGUAUGCUACAGAUUGUUUGCCGAGAUGGGAAAACUGUCAAUCUUUGUGCAGAAAGCACAGAUGAUUGUUUGGCUUGGAAAUUUACACUCCAGGAUUCCAGGACAAAUACAGCUUAUGUUGGCUCAGAAGUCAUAUAUGAUGAAAUGUCUGUGACUUCAUCUCCACCUCCUUACACAGCCUAUGCUGCACCAUCCCCUGAGCAGACAUAUGGGUUUGGACCUUAUAAUGGUGCAUACCCACCAGGAACUCACAUUGUCUACACUGCUACCAGGCAGGCUUAUGCUGUACCCUUCCUGUAUCCAUAUGCAGGACUUCGUGGUCUGCAAUUGGCCAACCAAGUCAUCAUCAGUGGGUGCUACAGAGCCAAUGACAGUGACGUAGCCCUGGGCAUGCUGGCUGGAGCAGCCACGGGCAUGGCCUCAGGGUCUCUGUUCUGGGUGCUCUAG